CCGGCGCCGCAGCCGGCAAGCAGCAGCGAGUCUGCGGGCCAUGGAGGGGCGGUCGAGCUCGCCUCUUCGGCGCUGGCUGCUGUUGCUGCUUCUGCCACCAGUGCUGGGCCGCCAGAAGGAGUCAGGUUCAAAAUGGAAGGUAUUUAUUGACCAAAUUGACAGGUCUUUGGAGAAUUAUGAACCAUGUUCAAGUCAAAACUGCAGCUGCUACCAUGGUGUCAUAGAAGAGGCUCUGACUACUUUCCGAGGAGGUAUCUCCAGGAAGAUGAUGACAGAGGUAGUCAGACGGAAGCUAGGGACCCACUAUCAGAUCAUUAAGAACAGAUUAUACCGAGAGAAUGACUGCAUGUUUCCCUCGAGGUGUAGUGGUGUUGAACACUUUAUUUUGGAAGUUAUCGGGCGCCUCCCUGACAUGGAGAUGGUGAUCAAUGUACGAGAUUAUCCUCAGGUUCCUAAAUGGAUGGAGCCUGCCAUCCCAGUCUUCUCCUUCAGUAAGACAUCAGAGUACCAUGAUAUCAUGUAUCCUGCUUGGACAUUUUGGGAAGGGGGACCUGCUGUUUGGCCAAUUUAUCCUACAGGUCUUGGACGGUGGGACCUCUUCAGAGAAGAUCUGGUAAGGUCAGCAGCACAGUGGCCAUGGAAAAAGAAAAAUUCUACAGCAUAUUUCCGAGGAUCGAGGACAAGUCCAGAACGAGAUCCUCUCAUUCUUCUAUCUCGGAAAAAUCCAAAACUUGUUGAUGCAGAAUACACCAAGAACCAGGCCUGGAAAUCUAUGAAAGAUACCCUGGGAAAACCAGCUGCAAAGGAUGUCCAUCUUGUGGAUCACUGCAAAUACAAGUAUCUGUUUAAUUUUCGGGGUGUUGCUGCAAGUUUCCGGUUCAAACACCUCUUCCUGUGUGGUUCACUUGUUUUCCAUGUUGGUGACGAGUGGCUGGAAUUCUUCUAUCCACAACUGAAACCAUGGGUUCACUACAUCCCAGUCAAAACAGAUCUUUCGAAUGUGCAGGAGCUUUUGCAAUUUGUAAAAGCAAAUGAUGAUGUAGCCCAAGAAAUUGCUGAAAGGGGAAGCCAGUUUAUUAUGAACCACUUGCAGAUGGAUGACAUCAUCUGUUACUGGGAGAACCUCUUGACUGAAUACUCUAAAUUCCUGUCCUAUAAUGUAACAAGAAGAAAAGGCUAUGAUCAGAUUAUUCCCAAAAUUUUGAAAACUGAACUCUAGAAGUCAUCAUAGGACCAUAGUCCUCUCUGUGGCAGCAGAUCUCAGAUAUCCUGUGGUGAGAAGUUUAUCAUGAGCAUGGCACCUAUACCUUGAAUACCUUUCAUCAAGCCAAAUAUCUGAUUUUCCUUAUCAUGCUGCACCCAGAGCAACUCUUGAGAAAGAUCCAAAAUGUGUAUAAUACACAGAUAUGAAGCAGCUCAACUCUUUGGCUGAAUAAGGACCUGAAAUUAUGAGAUGUGGAUUUUGAACCUGAUUCUACCUUUCAUUUUCUUAGGACCAGUCACAGCUUGUGCCUCAAAUCAUCCACAUGUGUAUGUUAAUCACUGUGAAACUGACUGUGCCCAUGUGAUGAUACCCUUUGUCCCAAUAUUUGGAGCAGAUAAUUCAUCAUUUGAAACUGCAACAACUCACCACCGCAAUUCUGAAGUUACUCUAGGCUUGAUCUGUUUCUUUACUUUAAUGUAUGAAACCCUAUCGGGUUUGUGAAAAAUAUUUGGGGAUCAUUUCCUGAAACGUAUAAGGAAGCAAUAGCUGUGUCAUGCAGUGAUAUAGGAGUUCUCUUUUGUAAAAGCAUAAACUCUUUGUUACUCAGGAGGUUUCUGUAAUGCCUCAGAGAAAGGGGCCAAUUGCAUGAGUAAUUAUUGCAAUUGGAUUUCAUGUUCCCUUUUUGUGCCUUCAUGCCCUUCUUUUUAUAGUCACUCUAAAGGAAAAACAAACAAAAACCUCUUAAUAAAUUUAGGAAGUAAUCCUCUUUAAAGGAACUGUACGUAACUGUACACAAAGGAACAGCAAUUCUUCCUCACUCUUUGCACAGCCUUAAUAUUUUUCCUUUUUAAAUUGGCAGCAGCAGGAGUCGUCCACACUCUCAAUGUCUCGCAGGGACCAUGAGGAGUCUUCAUAUGCGAAUAUGUCAUUAAGUUGGUAAUUUAGAGCAUUCAACUUUAAUGCUUACUUAUAUAGGAGAUACUUGUUUUAGUGCAAAUCCAUGCUGGAGUGCCUCCUUCUUCCUUUUUUCCCUUUUUGAAAGAGACAUUUGAUUGGUAGUUUAAUGUCUCAGGUUGUUCUCCCUAACAUAGUCAAAAAUGAAGAAAAAUGUUUAGAUUAAAGUGUAGUCUAGCCACUUCGAACAAUCUCGUCCCUUAGGCCCAGCCUUUUCACAGAGAAAUCAACUCUGUCCUUUGUCUCUUAACUGUUUGGUAUUGUUUCAAAAUUAGUAAACGUGAUAUUCAGUCACAUAAAAAGAGAUUUUAUUCCAUUUUUCAAAAUAUAUUUGGCCUUUUUAACUCCCACAAAAUUUUAAGUCUAAGGUCUUUCUUAGAGAAGUUGAACAUCCCUUAUAAGAUCAUGGCAUGGAGUAAGGCAGACACCUGUGUAAAGUGUCUUUCUUUUUUUUGGAGUACUAACGAUUUACAGGUACCAUGUCCUUAGGUGCUAUGAGUCUAGCAAUAGGCAGUUCAGAUUUCCAAGUUGUGCUGUGGUUUUGCCUUGUCUCUCUGAGGCCCUACUAGGUGUAAUCACUCUCUUUGUAUUUACAUAUUUCUCUAAAAUGGGAACAAAAUUUGCUGUCCUUUGAUUAGGAACCGAAGUUUUAUUUUCAUGGGAAUGUUUCCCAUUUUGCUUCAGAGUUGCAGCUCAAACAUCACCUUCUCUUUCUCCGAAUCUUUUCUUUCGUUCCUCUAGGCAGUUAGGGGUUACUAUAACACUUUGCUCAUGGCUGUAUUAUAUGACAUCACAUUGCACUGUACUUAACUGUUUCAGUGAGCUUAUUGAUGGGUAGGAACCAUGUACUCAUCUUGAUGUCUCUCUUAUUCAGCACAGUGCCUAGCAAAGAGUAAACUAAAGAACUGUUGCUGGGUAGGUGGGUGGGCGGAUGGAUGGAUGGAGAUGGUUGGCUUAACUAGAUCCUAUUUAGAGAUUGCCUGGGCCUUGGUUCCAAGGGGGAUUGAAUAAGACUGUAAGAAUUGGAUUAAUGCAAAUCCUCACGUGCCCUUUGAAGAGUCAGUAAGUUUAUCUUUGUCUUUAAAUAUAGCAAAUAUUAUUUAGAUCUUAUAUUUGUUUAUCUCUUUACCUCAGUGUAGAUUGUACAAAGAAUGGUAUGUAAUGAUAUGUAAAAUGUAUGUUUUUGAAAAUAACUUGUAUCCCCACAAAUUUGAA
This is a messenger RNA of Cynocephalus volans (Philippine flying lemur), 3373 nucleotides long. It is a transcript of the gene POGLUT1, whose product is annotated as protein O-glucosyltransferase 1. Gene Ontology annotation, biological process: positive regulation of Notch signaling pathway; protein O-linked glycosylation. NCBI's taxonomy places the organism in Eukaryota, Metazoa, Chordata, Mammalia, Dermoptera, Cynocephalidae. Gene Ontology annotation, molecular function: UDP-xylosyltransferase activity; UDP-glucosyltransferase activity. Gene Ontology annotation, cellular component: endomembrane system. Bases 41 to 1219 code for a protein of 392 amino acids. The transcript is spliced from 11 exons. The record is from RefSeq and is a predicted model, not a curated record.